Molecule: messenger RNA, 8083 nt
Organism: Platichthys flesus (European flounder)
Lineage: Eukaryota; Metazoa; Chordata; Actinopteri; Pleuronectiformes; Pleuronectidae
Product: zinc finger protein 501
Exons: 2
Coding region: 208-4704 (1498 amino acids)
Biological process (GO): regulation of transcription by RNA polymerase II
Cellular component (GO): nucleus
Molecular function (GO): DNA-binding transcription activator activity, RNA polymerase II-specific; RNA polymerase II cis-regulatory region sequence-specific DNA binding
Source: RefSeq, a predicted model, not a curated record
AGAGACACGGCACCGCUCUGUGCAGGUGUGAAUGCUACACAGUUAGCCACCUUGUUUAUUAUCACUUGUCUGAGGGAAAACAGUCCAUUCAUUUCCAUUUUCAGUCAGGCUUUGUGUCAGUGAAGGAACUGAAGCCGCAGUGGCGCUGCUCGGUCAACGAGCUCGAGCUAGGGGAAGCUAGCGCCACCAAGCAGCCACACCACCAAGAUGGACGUUACUGUUGCUGCUGCUGCUGCUACAGCUUCUGCGACGACCACAGAGGAGGAAGCUGGAAACAAUCCGCCCGAUGGACACCGAGCGUCGGAAAACGAUGUCCAACCCCCAACGGAGGACACAGCAAAUGACAUGGUUGGGGUUUUCUGCUGUCAGGAUUGUGAAGAAACCUUCCGAGAGGAGCCUGCCUACUUGGAGCAUCGCCAGCAGCACCUACAAGAAAACAUGAAUUUAGAUGACCAGUUGGAUGGAUUAAGCAAUGGAGAAAAAGACAAAGGAGCAGCUAAUUUUUGUAGUUCAUGUUCACUGUCAUUUGUUGAACCAAGUGAAUUCGACUCGCACAUGGAGAAGAACCAUGGACAAACAUCCCAAAAGGAGUCUGGUGUUCAGACAAAAUCUGGCACAACGAAGCCACAAGCCUAUGAAUGUCCAGACUGUGGGAAAUGUUAUACGUGGCGUGGACACUUUCUCAACCAUCAGCGUAUACACUUACAAGCCUCCAAAUCAGUUUUACGUGAGCUUGAAGAUUUGAAAAAAAAGCCUUUUAAGUGUGAGACUUGUGGUCGGAGUUAUUCCCGUGCUUCAGCUCUCGAUGCACAUCGUCGUUGUCAUGAGGAAAAGAUAUUCAAGUCACGAAACAGGAAGUCAGGAGAUUCAUUACACACGGAGGAGUCGAACAUUGAAGCCAAGCUUCCUAAAAAUAAGGCAGACAAUGCACCUAAAAAAACUUUUCAGUGUCCUUGUGGUAAAGCCUUUCCAGCUUCAUCGCACCUGAAGGCUCAUCAGCGAUUUAGCCGCAAAAGUCAAUGCUCCACAGAUGAAGUCAAGCCGAAACCAAAGAAGAUCUGUGGUGAGUUUCGUUGCAGUAGGUGUGAAAAGACUUUCACUGGCCACAUCGCCCUCUUCAACCAUCAACGAUGGCAUGACAAUCACACAAAAGACUCUGCAAAAAGGUUUCCAUGUGAGCAAUGUGGGAAAGACUUUAUGACACUGGCGUUCUACUAUAGGCAUCAGCGUAUGGCGCACAGUGACCAGGCCCCGGCAAAAUCAUUCCUCCAUCAAGUUUGUCAGCUACAGAAGAAGGCAUUUGAAUGUAAGGAAUGUGGGCUUAAGUUUUCCAGGGCCUCAGCACUUCAGUCUCAUCAGCUCCACCACACGGAGGUUUUUAGACAAACCGAGACGGGGAUCAGUAUACACACUGCUCCUCUAUCUCAACAUAAAGAAUUGGAAAGUGAAGGAAAAUACACUGAGAACAUGGAGCUAAAUGUGGAAUCAGAGAGGCUGCUUCCCACCAGUAUUGCUGCAGAAGACUCUCAAAGAAAUGAGAGUGAUGAAGACAUGGAGAGUUAUGAGCCUGGGGACUUUAAUGUUCAGGUGAUCAGUGCAAGUGAAUCUGAGGACGAGUCUGUCGAAGACCACAAUCCUGAUCUGGAGCUCCUGUGUGAAUCGGAUCAGGAAUUAAGAGACGACGGUGACGCAGAACCUUCCUCCAGUGGUCUCGUUUCCAAACCGGAAAUGGACUUGAAAAUUGUACAAGUCGACUUCGAGCAGGCAGAAGAGCAGUGUGCACUGGUAGCGAGCAUGGCCGAGAAUGACCCCACAGAGAAAAGAUUUAGUUGUCCAGACUGUUACCGUUGGUUUGCUAGUGCCUCAUCACUGCGCGUUCACAGAAUGUGGCAUGGCAUUCAUAAAAGACGCCAAACUCAAGGUCAGUCAGCGGCAGUUUGCACAUCUGACACAUGCGGCCAUGACGGCAGCAGCUACGCAGCACACUGCAGUCACACACAACAACACAAGAUACAAAACACAAGCAACAUUGAAUUGGAUCAGGGAGACGGGUUAGAGAACACAAACCUGACUUGCAAUCAGUGUGGUAAAUGCUUCUCACAUUUGUCUGCUUUAGUCUCUCAUCAGUUAAAUCAUCCCAAAAGAAAACAAUUCCAAUGUCCAGAGUGUAUGAUGACUUACUUGCAUGCAGCUAGCUUGUUUAACCAUAUGAAAAACUGCUCCUCUCAAAAGAAAGAAAAUACAAAGAGAGAAUACAAUCCAAAGAAGACUCUUCUAGGCCCAAAGAUUUAUCAUUGCGAGCAGUGUGGGAAGGGUUUUUGGUCUUUAGGAGCCUAUUCACACCACCAGCAAAAUCAGACAGAAUGUUCAGAAUUGAGGCAAAAAAAAGGUGAGGGGGGAUCUUCGCGCUCUUUUAAUGGCCGCCCACGCUCUAGUGUUAAGGUUGCAUGUCCAGUGUGUGGUAGGAAGUUUCGUCACAAGGGCAUUAUGGCGUUGCACAUGCGAAAACACGAAAAUGGAAAUCAUAAAUGUGAACUCUGCAACAGGUCGUUCCGUCUUUUUUCCAGCCUCCUCAGACACCAGGUUGUUCAUAAUGACCAGUUACUCCCACCACCCAUUAAGUCUUUUCAGCAUCAGGUGGAGCAGUUGAAAAAAAACACAUACAGCUGUCCUGACUGUGGGAAGCUGUUUUCGAGAGCCAAAGCGCUUCAGUUCCAUAUGAAAAGCCACGGGUACGAGACUGGGCACUCCCAGCCGUCACCCAGAUCUAACGUAAAGCUGGAAGAUCUCCAGUGUCCCACAUGCCUCUCACAUUUCAACAGCAAGGCCUCUUUACGAGCUCAUAAAAAACUUUGCAUUAAAAGGGACAGCGGAGCAAUUGAUUGUAAGAUAGAGCCCGUAGAAAAUGUUUAUACUCCCAAGGAUAGUCUGGAUGUCGGUACACAGAAAAUCUCUGAUCAGGCAACAUUUAUUUCUGAAGUAAAGAAAGAAAUGGACAGUGGGGAGCGAAAGAUGGAAGAUCCAAUGGGAAAAACUGAUCUGAAAUACAAAUGCAAUAAAUGUGACCGAAGCUUUUCUGUGGUCGGAGCUUUGAAUCUUCAUAAAAGAGUUCAUGCUGAUGGUUACAGAAGGAUAGCAAAAGCUAAAUUGGCCAUACAUACGAAACCCAAACAGGAAGAGGCCAGUAAAGGUCUGUUUCACUGCUCAGAAUGUGGGAGGCGCUUCAUGUCUAACUCUGCCCUCGGCGCCCACAAACGUUGGCACAAAGGAAAGAUGUUUUCACUGUCUUUUCUCAAAGAGGAUGAUUUGAAGUCUGUCAGGUUAAAGGCGGAGGAGGGACCUUUUCAGUGCAACAUGUGUGGCAAACAGUUUUUUAACCGCUUUGUUCUCCAGCGCCACCAAAUGUUUAAUCCUCGGUGUCAAACCAAAUUUCAAACACAGCCCGAUUCAAGUAAAAAUGCAGAGAGCAGCAGCUCACUGGAAAAGUUCUCAUGUCCUGAAUGUAACGAGACAUUUGUGCAAGGUUCGCUCCUGGCUGCCCACUAUGAAAAUGAGCACAGUAAACUCUUGGAGGCUGCAGAUCCUGAAGGAGAUGGAAUUGUCUUAGUAGACUGCGUUUCAGCACAGAUUGAUAUCAGUCGCAAUGGGAGUGAGUUCACGCCAUCGACCACAAAGGGAAAAACUUACCAGUGUUCAAUCUGUUCUAUGACCUUUGCCAAAGCAAGAGGUCUGCACGCCCACAAAUGGCAGGCCCACCUAAAGAGAACAAAAGGCAAACAUACAUUUCCUUUGAGUACAAAAAUGGAUUCCAUUGCCACGAGCAGUGAGGAAGAUUCAUCAUCUGUAGACAACAGUACAGUGGUGAGCAGUCAUCAUCCUGCGAGGAAAAAUAGCCCUGUUGGCACAGAAAAGAUCAUCAUAUCUGCCUCUAUACCUGUGAAAUCUGUCAUAUGUCUGGACUGCGGGAAAGAGUGCAGAUCUGCACACCAUAAGAAAGAAUGCAUGGAUGUUAAGCAUGAGUUUAGAUCAGAAGUCCAGACUCCAGAAUCCACCACUGACAUUUCCUCGCCACCCGGGGCUCUGUUCGAGCAAUCAGUCAAAUGCCUCUUCAAGUGCGAUAAGUGUGGGAAAGCUUUUCAGACAAUGGAACAGUUAGGAACCCAUAAGACCAAGGCAAAGAGUCGGCCUUUUUGCUGCGCUCUGUGCUGCCAUGCCUUUUGGACUGAGAAUCAGCUGCAUCAGCACCUCACCUGGCACGAUGAAGUCCGCUACCGUCUCCCGAAUGAGGUCCGCUACAGGCUCAGCGCUGCUAUGACUCCAAAGCCUCUAAAAGCCACCAAGUCCCUCCCUUCUACACUGAACCAACCUACGCUUAACCCAGACAUCCAGUCUCAAAGUAGCCAUAAGUGCCAACACUGUGGGAAAGCCUUUCUUUCACCAGCUGCAUUACAAAAACAUGAAACUCAGCACUGUAACAGAGACUUGUAUCAUUGCUCCAUUUGCCCCAGGACCUUCAGUGCAAUACAGGACCUUAUUGAUCAUCACCAGGAAUGUAUUGGUGAUUACAUAGGGCAGAGUGAAGCCCCCGCUGCGGGCUCAUCAGGAGAUACCCAUGGUCUUACUUGCCUGGAAUGUGGAACUACUUUUAGUCAAGAAACUGAUUUGCACCAGCACUAUAGUGAACAUACCCGUGGAGUGUAUUAGAUUAGACAAAUGGAAAAGAUCUGAAUUGACGACACUAGAUUGUAGAUAUUUGUUUUUCUUAAGAUAGAAUUAUUUGUUGGACAUAUUAGUGUAGCUAAAGUAGAUGUGUUUUCUCUAUUUGUUCAGAUAUUAUUUGAAAUUCUUUGUAUUUAAAAAAGCAGCUGCUUAGGUUAUUUUCUGGUUCUCGGGAUUACUAGACUAGUAUUUCAAAUGUAAAAAAAAACCUCUGAACUUACAUUGCGAUGUCUCAAUUGUGUUUAUGUAUUUGGAGACACUUGAUUCUGAAGGUCCUACCUAGAUAAAUUGAAGAAGAAAAAGAUUAAGAGAUUUCUGCUUGUACGUUUCUGUCCUCUUGCAUUUAAGAUUCACAGAAAAAAGAAAAAUGCUGUUGACGCACUAUUUACUGCAAAUUUCUCCUACUUUGCUGCUGUCAUUUGAACACCUGAGGUUUGGCUAUUUGCAAAUGUCAGAUAAAGAAAUCAAUGUGCAACGUUUACUUGAAUCUGUUAAAGACGUUCUGAUGUUGGACAUUACAGCCAGUUACUACCGUAAAGCAUAAUGUCCAAUGCAGUUUGCAUUAAUCGAUUCAUUUUUGUGCUCGUCAGUGUUUCUAUUUUGUGGAAAGACUACUCAUUUAACUACAGUAGUGCUUUUGUCGAUGUAGGAUAGUUGUUAGUUCACUGUAGCAUUUGUGUCGUGGCAAAACUAUUUGUAUUGUACAAGAGACGUUCCUUUGCUAUAUUAACUUAUGAAAAUGUAGAUGACAGUAUACUCUUCGACUCCAUGUCCUGCCAGUACUGAAUCUAGGAAGAAAAAGAUCUCUGAAAAGUCACAAAAUAAAUUAAUCGAUAUUUGUGAAUUAUUGACUGUGUGAUUAAUCCAGCCUCAGUUUAGUCAUUCUGCAUGUGUGUUGAUUUGUCAGUCUGGUUUGUGCUCGUCUUCUGACUCAUUCAUCGUAGGUGUUAAUUGGUGACACUGUGUGAGUUUACUUUGUCUAGUGUGGCAGUAUUAAGGUUGAAAAUGAACUUGGUCACGAAUUACAACCUAAUCAGAAAGUACAGAAUACUUUUAGCUCCACUUUUAGUGACAAUUAAAACAUACAUUUAUUCAUCACUGAAGAACAGCAGAACUCCUCAUACCAAUAUGAUCUGGUGCAUUAAAUAUGGAUGUUAGUUAUAUUACUACUGUAACAGUAAUAUCAAACGUGUCCCUGUUCUAGCUGGAUAAAUCUGUAGAGUAUCUGCUUUUCUCUUUUCUCUAACGUAACGUUAAUGUAUAAGGGUUUGUGACUGAGCGCUAGACAAAGCCUCUAGACACAUUUUUACACAUGAAAUUUUAAACAAUUUGAAAAAACAAGAGAUUGAUAAAGAUAAGAUACUACCAAACAGAGGUAGCACCUUUAUAGUUUCAUUUUCUUUUCUGGAGAUAACAUGGAGACGUUCUGAUCAGCCGUGAACGAAGAACAGAGCCACAACUCAGACUCAGUUUAGUUUCACCUGCCUCAACCUAACAUUGGUAACUUAAAUAAUCACCAGACUUUCUAGCAAACUGCAGCAUAUCAGGCGUAACAUCAAAGAACAACCUUGACGCAUAUGAUGAACAGGGUCAUCUGAUAUUUUAGUUUGUUAGAAAAGUUUGAAGUUAACAUUGUUAAGAUUUGUUUUUUUUAAUUAUUAUUUAAAUCAUCAUUCUCUAUUUUUCUUCUUUUGUAGACAAGUGCAGCAUUGACUGUGAGGAAUGUGGAUUGCAGUUUACGGACUCAGAAGUGUUCAAGACUCACCUGCACCAGCAUUCCCUGGAGGAUGAGGAGGAGGAGGAGGAUGAUGAGGAGGAAGCUCUGAAACCAGACAACGGCAACCCUGCAGCCAAACCGCCUCCUGGGAGAGAAAUCAAAUGUGAAAACCGUGAUGAAGAUGAUGAAGAGAUGGAUGGUGCUGACAAUGGGUGCGACACAAGCAGCUCAUCAUCAACAAAAAAUUCGGAUGUAGCUCAAAGUGCUGAAGAGGACUCGUCGUUUAACAAAGGUCGAGACGGGUACUGUUGUGAUUUCUGUGGGAAGCUUUACACAUACUUGGUUUCAUACAAAAAACACCUCCUGCAGCAUGACAAGAAGUCUACACCAAAACCGACUGUCCUGACGUUGAGUAAAUACCAGUGCUCAUACUGCGAUAUGUCGUUCCACAGGAGGACACGGCUACGCAGUCAUCUGAAAGUCCACGCAUUACGCAAACGUUCCAAAAGAGAACCUUACAGAUGUGACCAGUGCAACAACGUCUUCUUUUGUCCAAAAUUAUUGCUGCGUCACAUGGAUGUCCACAAAAAGAAACCAUUUUGGUGUUUGAGUUGUGCCAUCGGAUUCACAGACGAAUUGUCACUAGAUAAACACCUGCAGAAUCACAGUCGGAGGCAACACAAGUGUGACGUUUGCCAGAGGAGGUUCCAGAUGUCCUCUGAGCUCCUGAAUCACUCCAAAACCCACACUGGAGCAAAGCCGCACAUGUGCUCAUUGUGUGGGAAGGGUUUUUCCUACAAGCCAAACCUAAUUAGACAUCAAAAGGAGCACUUUUGGAGUUACUUCGGGCCAGAUGGAAGUUCUCCGCUUAUCAAGAAUUCUGAAAUGAAGAGACCCGCUCCUAGCAGUGGCACAGGGGAGCUGCUCGAGAAGGACAAAAUAAAGCAGCAAAAUGAAACUCAGAAGCCAAGCGAGGAUGCUGAUGAGGCAAGCUCUGAAGAGUCAGACUGCGGAGAGCCUUUACAUUACUUAUCUGGCACGGCUGACCCACUCGAUUGGUCGAACACAGACAGUCCGCAACCACAGGAAGGACAAGAGACAAAUGUGCACCGAGUGCAUAAAUACUGGGAAUGGGAGUGUGUUGAAUGUGACAUGGGCUUUGAUGAUGUGGCAAAGCUGCAUUCCCAUUAUGUAAAACAUGCUACAGGGGAGCUGCCAUUUCCACAGUUUGAUGUUGAGGGAUGAAGACUCACAGUGGAUUCCUUCUUACUCCUGAUAAUCUGACACCAGGUUACUUAUUUGCUUUUCCGUACAUUUAAUUUGAGCUAAGACAGAUCGCUCCUGUAAAAAUGUCUACUAUGAUUUGAAUUAUUUUAACUCUAAUAUCACACACUGUCACUGUGAUAUUCUACAUUAAGGGCAAAUAUCCUUGGGGAGAUUAGCUGAUUAUCUACAACAACCUCAACUGUCUGAUGCUAUGAGAUUAUGUUGCAGGUUUUCAGUGUAUAUUUUUGAUAUGUAGACUGAUGAAAGCUGAUAAACGAAAAGCUAAACAUUGGGUUAGAGAGUUAGAACAUAUACAACUUUUGUAAAGCUACCACAUUCUUCCUCUAAAAUGAAAUAAAUUGGAAUAUAUAUACAAAUGUC